AGGGGAGUUUCCCAUUUUCAAGAUAAGAGGCGCCUUCCGCUGUCAAGAUGCCCUCUUUACCCCCCACACAGUCUCCACCACUGGUUUCAUCUCCAGCUCCCACCGCCACUUUCCACAAAUUCCCCAAGCUCCCACCAGAGCUGCGCCUCAUGAUCUGGCGCCUCAUCGCAAACACCCCUCGAACAAUUACAUCUCAUGCACCUAUCUCUCCUUCCCCGAGCGAUACAUUAUCACCAACGCACAACGCCCGCACCGUUCCAGCAAUCCUAUCCGUGUCCCAAGAAGCACGCUUCAUCGUGCUUGAGCACUACGACUUCUUCUUCAGCCCCGCCUUCUUGGGCCAGCUGGGAUUUUACAUCAACUAUGCUGUCGACACGCUUCUGAUCUGGGAGGACGAUGUGAUCGAUUUCUUCUUCGCCGGUCUGGACGCGAGCUAUGCCUCUUCACUUCCAGAUGAAAUCCUCGAGUUGGAGAAGAAACUCAAGUUCCUUGUUUUUAGGGGCUAUUACCGCGCAGGUAGCCUAGAUGAUUUCGGCUGGGUGCUUGUCCGGUUCAAAGCGCUGAAGGUGCUCAUUAUCGAGGAGGUUGUGCAGGACAUUUGGCACAAUGAUCCUAAUAUCACACGAGUUCAUCUCGAAUGCGUUAAGCAGAGACUUGAUGCCGCGUGGUUGGGGAAGAGAGUCCCUAGUGGAGGGAGGAAUUCUAUAGAUAGGUCCGUGACUAAGGUCGACGAGCCUAUUGGAGGGAAUGGUCCUAAACUUAAGGCUCUGACCAACGAUGAGAUGCUUGCGAUGUAUCUCUCGCAGGAGGAAAGAACUUAAAAGUCAAGCAAAAAAGACAAAGAAGAAUAUUUGAGAAGUGUGCUGUUGAGGAGGAAACAGCUGCUUCCGGUGCGAGAAGCGUAGCCACUGAACCUUCGGGUCGAUGAGACAUUCGAGGGAAGUGCAUAUCUUGAUCAUUGCUGUCCUUCGCAAGGCUCAGUUUAGCGAUGCAGUCGGCCUCCAAGCUUCGUACCUGCACAAUAUAUCAGUACAAGUUAUCCCCGCGGACGCACCUGUGAAACUAGAUACUCUUCACAACAUCGAGCCGGC
Molecule: messenger RNA, 1091 nt
Organism: Hyaloscypha bicolor E
Lineage: Eukaryota; Fungi; Ascomycota; Leotiomycetes; Helotiales; Hyaloscyphaceae
Exons: 3
Coding region: 48-821 (257 amino acids)
Source: RefSeq, a predicted model, not a curated record